Leopardus geoffroyi (Geoffroy's cat) is the source of this 1131-nucleotide messenger RNA. It is a transcript of the gene TSSK4, whose product is annotated as testis specific serine kinase 4. The record is from RefSeq and is a predicted model, not a curated record. Gene Ontology annotation, cellular component: cytoplasm. Gene Ontology annotation, molecular function: tau-protein kinase activity; protein serine/threonine kinase activity; ATP binding. Gene Ontology annotation, biological process: intracellular signal transduction; microtubule cytoskeleton organization; protein phosphorylation. The transcript has 4 exons. NCBI's taxonomy places the organism in Eukaryota, Metazoa, Chordata, Mammalia, Carnivora, Felidae. The coding region runs from base 16 to 1032 and encodes 338 amino acids.
AGAAAGCCCAACACCAUGCGGAAGGGAGACACCCUGGAGGUAGCACCACCCACUUCAGCCUACCGCUCUGUCAUGGAGGAGUAUGGUUACGAGGUGGGCAAGGUCAUUGGCAAUGGCUCCUAUGGGAUGGUUUAUGAGGCUUACUACACAAAGCAGAAGAUCACGGUGGCUGUCAAGAUCAUCUCAAAGAAGAAGGCCUCUGAGGACUACCUUAACAAGUUCCUGCCCCGUGAGAUACAGGUAAUGAAGGUCCUGCGGCACAAGUACCUCAUCAACUUCUAUCAGGCCAUCGAAACCACAUCCCGAGUAUACAUCAUUCUGGAGCUGGCUCAGGGUGGUGACGUCCUUGAAUGGAUCCAGCACUAUGGGGCUUGCUCUGAGCCCCAUGCUGGCAAGUGGUUCUCCCAGAUGACCCUGGGCAUCGCCUACCUGCACAGCAAGGGCAUCGUGCACCGCCUGACCCCCAGCCUUUCUGCUGCUGGUAGGGACUUAAAGUUGGAGAACCUGUUGCUGGACAAGUGGGAGAAUGUGAAGAUAUCGGACUUUGGCUUCGCCAAGAUGGUGCCUUCUAACCAGACUGUGCGUGGUAGCUCUUCUUACCGCCAUAUGAACUGCUUUACCCACCUCAGCCGGACCUACUGUGGCAGCUUUGCUUAUGCCUGCCCGGAGAUCUUGCUGGGCUUGCCCUACAACCCUUUCCUGUCUGACACCUGGAGCAUGGGCGUCAUCCUCUACACUCUAGUGGUGGCCCGGCUGCCCUUUGAUGACACCAAUCUCUUAAAGCUGCUGAAAGAGACUCAAAAGGAGGUCACUUUUCCACCUAACUACUCCAUCUCCCAGGAGUGCAAGAACCUGGUCUUCCAGACGCUAUGCCAAGCCACCAAGCGUGCCACCAUCCUGGACAUCAUCAAGGAUCCUUGGGUGCUCAAGUUCCAGCCUGAGCAACCCACCCAUGAGAUCAGGCUGCUUGAGGCCAUGUGCCAACCCCCCAGCACCACUAAUCGGCACCAGUCCUUGGAAAUCAAUACCUAAAAGUGGUUAAGGGAGGGAGUUGAGAGAGGAGCAAAGCAGGAGGGUCUGGGGCUAACGAUCUUUUCUACCAAAAAUAAAUCUAUACCUGAUUUAGUUUCA